Aphidius gifuensis is the source of this 1810-nucleotide messenger RNA. It is a transcript of the gene glo, whose product is annotated as heterogeneous nuclear ribonucleoprotein H2-like. The coding region runs from base 252 to 1553 and encodes 433 amino acids. Gene Ontology annotation, biological process: regulation of RNA splicing. NCBI's taxonomy places the organism in Eukaryota, Metazoa, Arthropoda, Insecta, Hymenoptera, Braconidae. The transcript has 9 exons. Gene Ontology annotation, cellular component: ribonucleoprotein complex; nucleoplasm. The record is from RefSeq and is a predicted model, not a curated record. Gene Ontology annotation, molecular function: RNA binding.
GAAGAGAGAGAGAGACUUUGAAGUGCUUGGAAUUUAUAAACGUCAGCCAUUUUGUUCGGUAAUAAAAAAAAUUUUAUCCAACUUUGCAUUUUUAUUGCGUUGUGAUUGACAGUGAUUAAUUAAUUUUAAUAUUAUUAUAUAAAAAAAAACAAUUAUAAUCAAAUCACUCUCAUGAUUAUUUAUCAACUUGUCUAUAUUUAUUAAUAUUAACUUCGUAUAUUGUUUAAUUAGUUUUUUGAUUGAUAUUGAAAAUGUCAAACGGCAGUGGUGAUCACGAUGAUGAAGGCUAUGUAGUCAGAUUAAGAGGACUACCAUGGUCAACAACAGUCGAUGAGAUACUUAAAUUUUUUAGUGAUUGUAAAAUAUGCCAUGGAAAAGCUGGAAUUCAUAUGACAAUGUCUCGUGAAGGAAGACCAAGUGGUGAAGCUUACAUUGAAAUGGAGAGAGAAGAAGAUAUUGAAAAAGCUUGUAAACGUGAUAGAGAUCAUAUGGGCCAUCGUUACAUUGAAGUUUUCAAAGCUAAACGUGGAGAAAUGGAAUGGGUCGUUAAAAGAAGUGGAUUAAAUCUUGAAAAUGUUAUGGAUGAUGGUUGUGUUAGACUUCGUGGUCUACCAUUUGGAUGCUCCAAAGAAGAAAUUGCACAAUUUUUCUCAGGGUUGGAGAUAUUGCCGAACGGGAUUUCACUACCAACAGACUUCACGGGCCGCAGUACUGGGGAGGCUUAUGUUCAAUUUGUUAACAAAGAUGUCGCGGAACGCGCACUCCAGAAACACAAGGAAAAGAUAGGACACAGGUACAUUGAAAUAUUCCGAAGUAGUUUAUCUGAAGUACGUGCCAGCAUAGGACCAAAAAUGAGAUCUGGUGGUCCAAUGAAUAAUUUUAAUAUGAGACCAGCUCCAUAUGAUCACAGAGAUCGUUUUGGUGGAAUGAAUAGAUUCAACAAUAAUCCUAGAAAUUCUCGCAACAGAGAUUUUGACAAUGGACCAUGGGGAAAUUCCAAUAAUUUCGGACCAAGAGGAGGCGGUGGAGGUGGUGGUGGUGGUUGCGGCGGCGGUGGUGGUGGUCUCAAUAAUGGAGGUGGUGGAGGCGGAGGUGGAGGAGGUGGUAUGCGUGGUAAUAUGGAUAUGAAAGGACCAAAUUUCCGAGGUAACAACAAUGAUAACUGGGGUGGAAAUCCUGGUGGUAUACAUUGCAUCCACAUGCGUGGAUUACCUUUCAGAGCUACUGAACAAGACAUUGCUGAUUUCUUCAGGCCAAUUGUGCCAAUAAAUAUUCGUAUUAUUCUUGAGAAUAAUGGUCGUGCAUCUGGUGAAGCUGAUGUUGAAUUUGCAACUCAUGAAGAAGCUCUAAAAGCCAUGUCCAAGGAUAAAAGUCACAUGUCUCACAGAUACAUUGAAUUAUUUUUAAAUUCAACGGGUGGAUCUGGCCCAAUGUCUUUGGGUAAUUUGGGCAACUUUUGUGGUGGGUUAGGCAAUAACUUCAGGCCAGGAUAUUCUCCUAAUAAUCGAGGCUAUAAUAAUCAGCUUGGAGGAAAUAAUUAUAACAGUUUUUGAAACACAACUUCAUCUAUAUUCCGUUGCAACCAUUGAAGUAUUCAUAUGAGGAAGACAAAAAAUAAAGAUUAUGAUUUUCAAAUUUUUCAAUUCAUCAAUGAUAUUGUACAACUUAUCUUUCAUUUUUGUGCACUAAGUACUAGAAUAUAAAAUAAUUCAUUAUUAAUAAUACUCUUUAUGUAAGCGACAUUCAUGUAUAAUCGAGUGUGUUUCAAUAAUAAAUUACAUUUAUUGACGAAAAUAUUUAAUUAUAUGAA